AUGUCACCAUCGGACUCAGCCGAGUCAGCCCCAGUCGACCUGGACAGCUGGUACCCGCAGUAUCUGCGCUGCACGCAGUACUUUCUCGAGCAAGGCCAAUUCUCCCCGGCGGUGCAAUCGCUCGCGGCCUUUCUAAACAUCCGCUUACCAUGCCAGCGGAGCCCAGAUCCCGCAGCUCACGUACUGCUGCGGCGGUACAUCCGGCGGCUGGUGGUGACAGCGCACGACAGCCCGGAGGUGCUGGAGGCCUUCUUUGGCGCGGAGUGGACGGGCGGGGUGGGCGGUGUGGUGCAGCAGGAGCGACAGACCUACCUGUUUACCGCGAAGAGCAGCGGGUGGGCGGCGACCAAAGCAGCGUACGAUCUGUCGCCGGACGAGCAGACGCCUUUCCUGCGCCCGCUGCGGGCGCCGGCGGAGGAAGAGCUGCGGCUGGCGGAAUCGCGAUGGACCCAAGAGGAAGAGCCAUGGCUGAUCGCCUUUGUCGAUCUCUUCGCGGGCCGAGAAACACAGGUGGUGGUGUAUAGCAGCGAGGAAGCGGUUUCCAGCCGGAAUGUCCCUCUACCAGCACAAGCACAAGCACAAACAGAACCCCUCAGCAACACCAGUCAAUGUCGUGGUGAGAGGUUUCUGUCGGUGCUCACCCCAUCAUCUCCCCUCCGGAUGAUCGAGAUCCGCACCCAGCUCCUCGCUUUGUUUGGGUAUAUCAAAACCCACCUCCUGCCCAGCUACACCGCCCAUCUGGCGAGAUCGGGGCCGGUUUUGGGGGCAACAGAUCACCAGCUGGCCCCGCCACCGCCACAUUCGUUUUUAAUCGGGAAUUUACACACGGGUGUUUUUAGUACUGCUUCAGGUGCUGCUUCACCUUCUACCUCAGCGCCUCCCUCAGCACCUUCCUCAGCCCCCGAAAUAUCCCCCUUCAUCUCCGGCCUCAAAGUUCACCGCUACGACCGUAGUCCGUACGUAAAGUACCUCUUCGAUGGGCAAUUAGUCCGUGGAGAUGAUACCUUCAGUGCUACUACUACUUCUACUGCUACUACUGCUGCUGCUGCUGCUGCUGCUGCUGCUGCUCCUACCCCUACCCCUACCACUACGACCACUGCCCGGACACCCCCCAAUCCCACCUCCCAUCCUCCAGGAAACCAAGACCACUCCUCCCCCCAAAUCCCACCCCUGCACUUCCGCUUCCACACCCACGAUGGAAAACACGGCGUCCAACCGGACCAUUUCGCCCUCGUGCGGAGCAGAACAGUGAUCCCGCGGUCGGAUGCCACAUUAGCCAUGUUACCGGGGGCGGCGGUUUAUGUGCACCGCCCAUCUGAUCCCGAUCCCGGUCCCCGAGGGGUCGGUGAGGGAGAGGGAGAGGGAGAAAGUGCCAGCGGCGGCAUCCGCACUCCGGAAACCCCCGUCGCGUGGGCGUUUCUUGGUCCGGACGGGUCGUUGGCGACGUUGCAUGUUGAGGCGGAGUAUCGCGGGCGAGGGUUGGCGGGGAUGGUGGCGCAUGAGGCGAUGAGGAGGGGGAUGGUGGUUGAUGGGCGGUGGUCUGGCAAUGAUAGUCUAAAUGGUCAGAAUGGUGAUGGUGGUAGUGAUAGUCAGCAUCAAGGGUUGGUGCAUACGAAUGUGGCCAUGGAGAAUAAGGCGAGUCGGCGGGUGAUGGAGAAGUUGGGAGGGAGGCUGGGGUGGACGGUUACUUGGACGGUGGUGGAGGUGUAG
Messenger RNA from Aspergillus saccharolyticus JOP 1030-1, 1710 nucleotides. RefSeq lists its product as uncharacterized. The transcript has 4 exons. Lineage: Eukaryota; Fungi; Ascomycota; Eurotiomycetes; Eurotiales; Aspergillaceae. Bases 1 to 1710 code for a protein of 569 amino acids. The record is from RefSeq and is a predicted model, not a curated record.